Molecule: messenger RNA, 4298 nt
Organism: Lagenorhynchus albirostris (white-beaked dolphin)
Lineage: Eukaryota; Metazoa; Chordata; Mammalia; Artiodactyla; Delphinidae
Gene: SGCD
Product: sarcoglycan delta
Exons: 8
Coding region: 129-998 (289 amino acids)
Biological process (GO): heart contraction; cardiac muscle tissue development
Cellular component (GO): sarcolemma; sarcoglycan complex
Source: RefSeq, a predicted model, not a curated record
GGCAGCUUCUGAACACAGGCUGGGCCUGCUCAGCCUCUGCAGGCCGAGCGGCCGCCCCCUUCCGGCCUCCCCACACGCGCCUGGAUCGCAGGGGAUUCUCUUCAGCCGCUUUGUGAAGCAGAGGAGAGAUGCCUCAGGAACAGUACACCCACCACCGGAGCACCAUGCCCAGCUCCGAGGGACCACAGGUAUACAAAGUGGGGAUUUAUGGCUGGCGGAAAAGAUGCCUGUAUUUCUUUGUCCUACUCCUGAUGAUUUUAAUACUGGUGAACUUGGCCAUGACCAUCUGGAUUCUCAAAGUCAUGAACUUCACGAUUGAUGGAAUGGGAAACUUGAGAAUCACAGAGAAAGGUCUAAAGCUAGAAGGAGACUCCGAAUUCUUGCAACCUCUUUACGCCAAAGAAAUCCAGUCCCGACCAGGUAAUGCCCUGUACUUCAAAUCUGCCAGAAAUGUUACAGUGAACAUCCUCAACGAACACACUAAAGUCCUAACUCAGCUGAUAACAGGGCCAAAAGCUGUAGAAGCUUAUGGCAAAAAGUUCGAGGUGAAGACGGUUUCUGGAAAAUUGCUCUUCUCUGCAGAUAGCAAUGAAGUGGUAGUAGGAGCUGAGAGAUUAAGAGUUUUAGGAGCAGAGGGCACAGUGUUCCCUAAAUCUAUAGAGACACCUAAUGUCAGGGCAGAUCCCUUCAAGGAACUAAGGUUGGAGUCCCCCACCCGGUCUCUGGUGAUGGAGGCCCCAAAAGGAGUAGAAAUAAAUGCAGAAGCUGGCAACAUGGAAGCCACCUGCAGAACAGAGCUGAGACUGGAGUCCAAAGAUGGAGAGAUUAAGUUAGAUGCUGCGAAAAUCAAACUACCUAGACUGCCUCAUGGAUCCUACACGCCCACAGGAACAAGGCAGAAGGUCUUCGAGAUCUGUGUCUGCGCCAAUGGGAGAUUAUUCCUGUCCCAGGCAGGAACUGGUUCCACUUGUCAGAUAAACACGAGUGUCUGCCUGUGAGAGACGAUGCAUAGUGGACAUUGUUGGCAGCAUCCAGGCCUUUUUCGGCUUUAGACCCUGGCUGCCAGCUAUUUUUACUAGAACACAGAAAGCCUAUCAAAGACCUUUUGUGUGUGUGUGUGUGUGUGUGUGUGUGUGUGUGUGUGUGUGUGUGUGUGUGUGUGUGUGUGUGUGUGUGUGUGUGUGUGUGUGUGUGUGAGUUUGCGUGUGUGGGUGAUAUAAAUAUAUAUAAAUAUAUAUAAAUAAAUAUAUAUAUCCUCUGUAUAAAAUGAGGUUUCAGUACAAAAGGAACCAUGGGUGACCCUGUGAUAUCCACUGUCAUUGCCAUCCCAACCCCACCACAUACAUGAUAAAAUCAAAACACUAAUUCGGGCCCUAUAUUCCCCAGACCCUGCAGAAUCACACAGUGUAUCGACACUUAGUGAAUAUUCGCCUACACGUGUGAGUAACAGCCUGUCUUUUCCUCUAGUGUCAUUACAAGGCAGUGAUGGCGGGAAUUUGCAAGUCACACCCAAGGGCUGAGACCCUUGUAGUAAAAGCAGACACUUUAUUAGCUUUUGUGCAGCUGGCCAACUUCUCCCCCUUCAAGUCAGGGAUGGGGCAGUGCCGUAGAAGUCAGACAGAGGAACUCAACAUGGCUGUGCUACUUUUGCAUCCAAAUGUAUUGGGCUCUUGUGGUUGGAUGAACUAGGAGGAUGGAUUUUAGCAAAGUUUGAAAGGCUCACCCAACUCCUGUGAGCUUAUGACUUCCUUCAAACUCACGUAUUAUCCCACAGUCAAAACAGGAGCUGUGAGUCAGCACAAAAUAGGAAAACAGUUGCUCCUCAGUCGGCUAGAAGCUCCUCGAUGGCCUGACAGACUAAGAGUAAAUGGGCAAUAGGUCUCUGUUUGAAGUGAAAAAAUGGCUCAAAAUCUGUUACAUCCUCACUCCUGUUGACUUUAUCCAACAGACUCCUACCCAAAAUGAUCACGUCAAUCCAGAUCUUUAAGAGUGGAACCCCUACCCCCAAGAGAAGCUAUUUGGAGACGGAAAUCAAAGAGUGGCAAAGGAAACCAAAUUAUUUUAAAAUAUGUUUCUGGGGACUGGUAGGUAAUUUAGAGGCAUGCGUUUCAUUUCUAAAAGUAUGCACAAACUCUCUGCCUUCAAUCUUCUUAUAUAUUUGUUCAGUAUUGGGAUAUUCAUUUUCCUAAGUUGACCAUUGUCUUCUCUAAGAACAGUGACCCAAGAAUCACAGAUCUAAAGUACCACAUGCCCCCAGAAAUGCUCGCUGAAAAUUAAUAUAGACUGAGUCAAGUGUCUUCAUUAGAAUCACUGUGUCGCCGGGGGGCCCAACGGUACCCACUGCCCCGUAUGCGGAAGCAGCUCCCUAAUUCCCGCCAUCAGCUACCUCCCAUCACCCCACUUUCAUCAUCGUGCUCCAGGGUCACCCUGGCCAGCUCUUGUGCUGGGACAGGGGAUUACACUAUCUCUGUUCAAAGAGGGGGAUACGUGCCUAUGCCUUACGACAAUGCACUCAGCAAGGAGAAGCACAUCCAAUAUUUAUCUUGUGUUACCUGUAGUUUAUUUUGAGUGAUUGGAGGGGAAGGGUUUCACAAUGACUGGGCAUCUCAACAGCUAGUAGGCAAACCAAGUGGCUGACAGAUGUGGACGCCUAGGGGCCUGGAAGGGAGACGUAACUGCUUUCGACCAUCCUGGAUGCCACUUGGCAAGCAGUAGCCCCACAGUCCUAAACGAAGUCAUAUUUGUAGGCCUGAAUGGCAUCUGUUUGUUGUUGUUGUUUUUUCCUCAACAGGGUUCUGCUUUUUCUUACUUCACAAGCAGUGGGGAGAUGUGCUAUAGGAAAUGAAUAAGAGGUUUGGUAUUUUUGAGAUGACACUCAAGCAUCGGGCUGAGUUUUGCACGUGUGGAAGGUAAAAGCAAGCUGUGUGUUGCUUAGUCACUUAGAAGUGGGGGGAGGAGGGAUGGUUCCAGCCUGACCAGUGGCCCUGCUGGCUCCCGGACCCCAGGGUCCCUCCAGUCACUCCUGCUUAAUAUCCGUACAGAAGAAUUGGGUUGCUCAAGGGUGAGACCGUAAGAUUGCUUAGUGUGCAGCACUAGGGUCUAAAAAGGAAAACCAUAAAGAGAUAUGCAAUUGCUCUGGCUCAGUAGUAUUUAUAUCCUGUAGGAUCACACCGCCAGAAUCUGCAUGUACCACACCCAGAGUUUUUCCAAGCCAGGAAAGGCCCUCCUUGGCAUCUGGGAGCAUCUACCCCAUAUCUUUCAGAUCAACAGUAGUACCUAUAAGGUCCUUUGUGGCUAAGUACCUGAAGAUGAAAGGUUUUUGUUUGUUCUGUUUGUUUGUUUUUUAAGCAGACAGACCAUCUUUGCAUUUUGUCAUCUCAAGUACAUAUUCUAAGGAUGACAAAGAAACGGAAGGUUCCCUGAACCUCUUUCAUCUAAUUUUGUUCUAAUCGUUAAAUGAAAGUCUGAGAUCAGCACCUUGGAAAUUUUAUGCCAAUAAAAAAGACUGGCGUGAUGCCACUUGCAAAAAUUAAUCCUAAAUAUACUCAGAUCACAAAUAGAAUAAAAUCAAUAGCAACCACGAAUAGAAAUCAAGCACCUCUGGGGACAGACAUGAUAGAAAAUUCUGAUUUUCAUUUGUGCUAAGUGACUACGCUAUAUCAGGUAAUGAGCAGGCAGUUUGGCGUGGAUUAAAUUAUGUAUUUCAGUUCAGACUUUAGAAUUCAGUAAUUGCAUAUUAAGUCCUUCAAUGUACAUUUUUUUUCUCCCAACUUCCUCCAACUAGAAUACCUGUCCCUGGUCAUGAGAAAAAGUUUUACCUGAAUUCUGGAAAAAAAAAUCUCUUUUACAUUAAAGUCUGAUACCUUUAAUUUAUAAAACUGAGAUCCUUUCUAAUCUUAUAUACAAUAUCUUCUAGAAAAUCACAUCUCUCAGUAUAUUAAGCAGCAGGUGGCAUAACAAAGAGUUUACAUGAAUUUUCAAUAUUCUAGAAGUUCCAGUACGUUAAUAUUCUUCAGAAAAGUUUUAUAAAUUAAAAGUUGAUCUCCAAAUAUGUUUAGCACCUACUUCUACUGGGUAUCUGCUCAAUAAGUUGUUAAAGUUUAGUCUUAAGAGAUUUUCGAAAGCCCUUUUGGUGACAUCAGUCCAGGUGGAAACUUGAUACAAAGCUGUAUCUUUCUUUUACCCAAGAGACAGAGCCUUUAAACUUGCAUUGGCUUUUAACUUGCUUUAGGUCAGUUUUCCCUUGGAUCAUUUCCAUUGUAUACCCAGCACCAUAGACCAAAGAUUGCUUGAGGCUU